UUGUCUUCUUAAUGCUUAAAACAGAUUAUCUUGGCUGACUGAACAAUACAGAGAGGGAAAUUUCCAGUAACCGAUUUCUGUAGAAACAAAAUCUGGACCUCUAGUUCUUCAAGACAGGCAUCUGUUUCUGAAAAAUGGACAAGAAGCCGGAUAUCUACCGGAGGGAGUUAGUGGAUGUUCAGGGUGUCCCCCUCUUCUGGAGCAUUGCUGAGGAGUGGUCCCAGGUGGAGUCAUUUGAAGCCCGACCUGAUGACCUUCUGAUCUCAACCUACCCCAAAUCUGGGACAACCUGGGUCAGCGAAAUAUUGGAUUUGAUCUAUAACAAUGGAGAUGCGGAGAAAUGUAAGCGGGAUGCAAUAUACAAACGAGUGCCGUUCAUGGAAUUGAUAAUUCCUGGAUUCGAGAAUGGUAUAGAGGACUUGAAAAAAAUGCAGCCUCCUAGAUUAGUGAAAACACACCUACCUGUUCAACUUCUCCCUUCUUCAUUUUGGAAGAAUAACUGCAAGAUGGUGUAUGUUGCACGAAAUGCUAAAGAUGUGGCUGUAUCUUACUAUUAUUUCUACCAGAUGGCAAAAAUACACCCAGAGGCUGGCACCUGGGAGGAAUUCCUGGAAAAAUUCAUGACUGGGAAGGUGGCUUUUGGUUCUUGGUAUGACCAUGUGAAGGGCUGGUGGGAGAAGAGGAAAGAUUAUCGUAUCUUUUACCUAUUUUAUGAAGACAUGAAAGAGGAUCCAAAACAUGAAAUUCAGAAGUUGUUACAGUUUCUAGAGAAAGAUUUGUCAGAAGAAACUGUGGAUAAAAUCCUCUAUCACAGCUCUUUCAAUGUGAUGAAACAGAAUCCAAGUACAAAUUAUACCACUGUACCAGAUUUUGAUAUGGAUCAUUCUGUAUCUCCUUUCAUGAGAAAGGGUAUUUCAGGAGAUUGGAAAAACCAAUUCACCGUAGCCCAGUAUGAAAGAUUUGAAAAAGAUUAUGAAAAGAAAAUGAAAGGUUCUACACUGCGGUUUCGUUCAGAGAUUUAAGAAGUCUUGCUCUUUCUCCGACUUGUUUAGCUGACACUUAAAAGAAAAAGUAUCCCUUCAAAUAUUUAGUGACAAGAAUUCUGUAUGUUAAUUUUCUCUAUUUACUAAUAUUAGUGGUUUGUAAUAGAAUAUUCAAAGAAUUUCAAAGUCUACAUAUAAAAAAC
Nyctereutes procyonoides (raccoon dog) is the source of this 1186-nucleotide messenger RNA. Its product is annotated as sulfotransferase 1 family member D1. Gene Ontology annotation, cellular component: cytoplasm. NCBI's taxonomy places the organism in Eukaryota, Metazoa, Chordata, Mammalia, Carnivora, Canidae. The coding region runs from base 135 to 1022 and encodes 295 amino acids. Gene Ontology annotation, molecular function: sulfotransferase activity. The record is from RefSeq and is a predicted model, not a curated record. Gene Ontology annotation, biological process: sulfation. The transcript has 8 exons.